UAAGACAAUGGGCAGCUAUCAGGAAACGUCACCACACAAGAAUAUAAUCGUCCUUAAUAACCGCACUUCUUCUAUUCACUAUGAUACCACAAGGUAUAGUGCCGUUGACCAUUCUUGCGUGUGUCGGUGUUGCUGUCGUGGCUGCCGACGGUACAUCAAUGACGAGAAUGCCACUUUCCGUGGACACGCCCACCCCAAGUCCGAUCAUGAACAGGCAAGGUCCUCGCCCAUUUCGUGGUUUCGGUCGUAUUUUCCGACCGCUCCGGUGUUUGAUGGCGUGUCGUUUUGGCAACGUCCCAUCUGACUGUAAGUGCCAACCUAGACCGGAACACAGCUGUGAUCAAUUGAAAUGUGCAGAUGGCAAGGUGUGUAAGGUGUUGCUUGGUCGAUUUCCGCGCUGUGUUAAAGAUAAAUCAGUCUGUGAGCUGCCCAAGGACGUAGGGACAUGCUCAGAGAUUGUUCAUCGCUUCUACUACAACAAAACCACCAACAGGUGCGAGGAGUUUCAUUAUGGCGGCUGCGGAGGAAACGGCAACAACUUCAAGACCAAGAGGGCGUGCAUGAGAACCUGCCGGAAGAGAGGCUUCUUCUUUCCCAGGCCUAUGAGGAUGAAUACGUUGAUGCUUGUCGUGGUCCUGAUCGUGACUUGUGCUGUAAUGCCUGGCCACAAUAUGACAGACACUACAGAAACCUCGUCCCAGAGAAGAGCAGCUUCCAUGGCUACAGGUGAAGGGUCUUACGUCCUGGGCUACAUGAAAACAAUCCGUUGUUUCUUUAUCUGUCGGCGAGCUAUGACGGACCCCCGAUGUGACUGUUCCAGAUGUAAGACUAAAGUUUGCCAAGCAGGCCAGCGGUGUAAAAUGAUUGAUGGAAACCCAAUCUGCGUUGCCGAUCGCGAAGUGUGUCAGCAGACCAGAUCACUUGGACCAUGCAGAGCUCUCAUGCCGCGUUACUUCUACAACAAAGACACCCGAAGCUGCCAGAAGUUCUACUAUGGUGGUUGUCAAGGAAACGGAAACAACUUCAAAACCCGUGGGGACUGUGUUGCCACGUAUGGAGGUGAAACUAACCUAUUGACAAACACUACCUUGCUUGUGUUGGAUCAGGUCGUGACGACUGGCGCCAUGAAUAGUCAUCCGUUUGUAUUCGUGAUCGCUCUGACAUGCGCAGUAGUGUGCGUGAUGGGUGAUGAUACUGAGGAAACAAGCACCAGCAAGCCAGCCACAACAACCAAACCAGCUCCAUCAGAUUACAAGAGAGACACCCGUCCUCAGCCUAGCAACUGCUACUAUCUUUGUCAGACUAGGAAAGGGAACCUGUAUUGCAGAUGUCCACAGAAGGUUACAUGCAAGACAAAGAGGUGUUCUGAUGGCUACGUAUGCAAUGAGCUGUACGGAUAUCCCCGCUGUGUGCCGGAUACGUCAGUGUGCAGGCUCCCGAAGGUAGUCGGCUACUGCAAGGCCUACAUGCCCCGGUACUACUACAAUUCCUAUUCCCGGAGUUGCGAUAGAUUCAUCUAUGGGGGAUGCGGUGGAAACAAAAACAACUUCCAGACAGUCGACGAGUGUAACCGGCGCUGCAGAUACCACUACGGCGAGAUUGUAUAUUGAAGGACUGGAGUCAAUCCGUGGCAUGGCAUACAUGUGAUUGUAGCUGCAGCUUUUAGAAAAGGAAAUAAAUACUUUAUGACA
Haliotis rubra (blacklip abalone) is the source of this 1691-nucleotide messenger RNA. RefSeq names its product actinia tenebrosa protease inhibitors-like. Gene Ontology annotation, molecular function: serine-type endopeptidase inhibitor activity. Lineage: Eukaryota; Metazoa; Mollusca; Gastropoda; Lepetellida; Haliotidae. The transcript is spliced from 14 exons. The coding region runs from base 81 to 1610 and encodes 509 amino acids. The record is from RefSeq and is a predicted model, not a curated record.